AUGUCACCGGUUUGUUCUUGUUUAAUUCUCCUUCUAUUGGGUGAGGCCGUCUCCGUAAGGAUAUCGAGGAGCGGCGCGGACUCCCCUGGAGAAAAGGCUUUAAUCUCCUCUGAUCAGAUCAAGGAAACUUUUAAACCUGACCAAGGCGCCGCCAAGGGCUUGGAAGAUGCUGUACCGGAAGGAAUGAGUUUGGAGAAUCUGGUACAAGGAGAGCGCAAGUGUCACGUACAAGAUGCCUUUUCAACGUCUCUCAAGCGCUCGAUCGAAGAUGGACCCUUGCACAGGCUAUUCUCUGGCUCCAACAAGUUGAAUGCGGGGCCAGAAAAGUCGCCUGGUUCGGUGGAUGCGCAUUCAGGUUUAGAAGCAAAAACAGUUUUAACAUUGGAUAGUCCACUCCUAAGCGAGUGUAGAGCCAUGGAUAAAGUCUGCAAAGUACCAACGGAAUCCAAAGGUUUAAAAUGCAGUAGUACAGAGUUUGCAAAUUUGGCAAAUACCUAUCUCAAGUUCUCGCUCUGCUCAACCGAAGCUGCCCUCAACCAGCUCUAUCUUGGAGGAUCAGCCAGAAAUGGUAACGAGUUGGGAAAGGAAAAGAUGUUGAGAGGAACAGAGAAUGGAAAGUUUACCUACUCCCUCUUGGAUAAGCGCAUAGAGUCCUUUUCCAAGGCAGCUGCUGAUGAGAAGACACGGGUAAUUUAUGAAAAGUCUGCAAAUGCACUGAAAACACUCCGCACCCUCUUUCACGAUUGUGAAGAGGCUCUAGUAUCUCCACAGGUUCAGCACGUAUUAUUCAACAGGUGGAAGAUGCUCGCAAAAAGUUUGUGUUCCCUUGCUAACGGAUCUGAUGCACUGCUGUCAUCAACAUUUGUGGAUCCUGGAACCCACACUGUUCGCAUGGUGAUUGAUGCCGAAGAGUUUCUAAAUGAGGCAACCAAAACAUUCAUUCAAGCAUACAAACCGUUUGAAGCGUUGCUAAAUACUCUUCAAAAGUCGUUGCUUGCCGAAAUUAUAAAAUUGGCACAAGAUGGCUACGAGAAUAAAGUUUCAGUUUUAACGUCGCUCAUGAAUGCGAAACAUGACUCUAGCGUUGACAAGAGUGCAAUCGAAUCCAUGAUUGGCCUUCCAACGUCUGGAAUGCAAUUUGGUCCAAAUUUGAUUAACCCAUCACUAUCAGAGUCUCUCUUGGAGAUUGACGGUGACGAAAAUGGUCACGCCGACAAGGUGGAUGGGCAUAAUGCGAACGCAGUGAGCAUGGGCAAUAGUGAUGAGAAUGGUGUAGAUGAACCAAAGGUUGCCCGAGAGAAAGACGAGCAAGUCCAGUCCAAGGAGAAGCUAGCUCCCAUCAAGAGUCACGAGGCUGCCCCAGUCAGCAUGCAGCCUAAUGAUCAGUCGGGAGGAAAUGACAAGGAUGAGCACGAAAAGAAUGGAAAAGAUGAGAACAAAGGGGCUACAGAAAAACACGCCACAAUUUCACCGAUUGUGGCAAUCAAAAGUGUGCUUGUUCCCUUGGGAAUCUUUAAAAUCAAGCAAAAUAGUCUCGAGGCAAAGCUUGACGAGGAGGCAAUUGCCAAUGCGGUAAAGAGCGCCCUCUUGGAUAUUGACAGCGAGAGAAUGCUGGGCAAGUUGCUUGUGGCUCCCCAGGCUGCUCUAUACUCAAUUUAUUCCACAAUUGACCAAAUGCUCCUCUCACCGGAAACAAAUGAUCAAAUUGGGGAAAUGAAGAGGGGCAAAAUGGUUGAACUCAAGGGCAAGAUUGUAGACGAGGUGGAAAAGUUUUCACAAACUUUUGAAGGCUUGUAUGAUCAGGUUAGAAGGAGUGUGGCUUCUGCACUGGAAAUGGAGGAACAAGUGGAUGAAGGAUUCAUUUUGGUCUCCAGCUCCAGCGGAGCCAAGGUGUCUGACAUGGACGAAUCCUGCCUCGAAAAGGGCGCACUGGCGGAAAGGAGGCUCUUGCACUUGCAAAUUCACCAGGUUUGUUGA
Theileria equi strain WA is the source of this 1977-nucleotide messenger RNA. RefSeq names its product signal peptide containing protein. The record is from RefSeq and is a predicted model, not a curated record. The transcript has a single exon. The coding region runs from base 1 to 1977 and encodes 658 amino acids. Lineage: Eukaryota; Apicomplexa; Aconoidasida; Piroplasmida; Theileriidae.